This is a messenger RNA of Hemicordylus capensis (graceful crag lizard), 1750 nucleotides long. It is a transcript of the gene CCDC3, whose product is annotated as coiled-coil domain containing 3. The record is from RefSeq and is a predicted model, not a curated record. Gene Ontology annotation, cellular component: extracellular region. The coding region runs from base 140 to 973 and encodes 277 amino acids. Gene Ontology annotation, biological process: negative regulation of gene expression. The transcript has 3 exons. Lineage: Eukaryota; Metazoa; Chordata; Lepidosauria; Squamata; Cordylidae.
UCAGUUAGUUCUUUUCACAGGGAUCCUAUUUCAUAAACUUAGCCCCAGUUUGUGUUUUUUUAAAAACAGAUACCUUAAAAAAGCAUUUGGGAAACUUGAGCAUCCAGUGUGUAGCCUGCAUCCUCCUCUCUGAUCCAUCAUGCUGCAAACCCUGCUGCUGUUGCUACUAACCCUCCUGUGCCUUGGGAAUCAGCUCAGCCCAGCCAUUGGCUGUCAGCUGCCAUCAGAGUGGAGACCCCUGAGCGAAAGUUGCAGGGCUGAGCUGGCAGAAAUUAUUGUGUAUGCCAAAGUGUUGGCACUACACCAGGAUAUGUACAGCAUGUACAACUAUUUACCCUGGCAAUAUGAAGCCAGCGAUGGGGGACUCUUCUACUCAGCCGAGAUCGAGAUGCUGUGUGAUCAGGCGUGGGGGAGCAUGCUGGAAGUUCCUGCUGGAUCCAGGCUCAACCUGACGGGACUCGGGUAUUUCUCCUGCCACUCUCACACAGUCAUGCAGGAUUACGCCUAUUUCUUCUUCCUCAGAAUGGAUGAGAAUUACAAUCUCCUUCCACAUGGAGUAAAUUUCCAGGAUGCAAUAUUUCCAGAUACUCAGGAAAACAGACAGAUGUUUUCCAGUCUGUUCCAGUUUUCCAACUGUACUCAAGGGCAACAUGUGAUAACUUUCUCCAGUGACUGGCAGAUUCAAGAAGACAACAGGCUCAUGUGCUCAUCGAUCCAGAAAGCUUUGUUUGAUGAAGAAGAACGUGUGAAGAUGCUCCAGCAAAAGGUAGCAACCCUAGAGAAGCGCAACAAACAGCUGCGGGAUCGAGUGAAGAAAGUCAAAAGGUCGCUCAGGCAAGCCAGGAAGAACACCAGGCAUAUAGAACUGAUCAACCGGAAACUCAGUGAGAAACUGUCCUCUGCAGGAGGCCAGAUGCCACACAUGAAUGCUUUAAAGCAAGCAAACUCUCAUGGCACAUAUCUUAAAGUAUAAUGCCAGGUUUGGUGCUGCAGGCUAUGAUACUGGUACAACUCUCCGCUGUAUUACAAUCCAAAAGGGGCAUUGAAAGACCCUUGGCUGUGCUAUGUCUGGCUCUAAAACACACACACACACACACACACAUUUACAUUAUGCUUAAACAUGAUUCAAAAGGUCCAAAUUUAUAGUUGCCUGGGAGUAGUGUAGACAGGAAUAAACUAUCAUCAGGUUGGUGUUGUUUUUUUAAAGUUACAUUUGAGUCAAAUUAGGUGCAGAUAUUAAGGCACCUUGAGUCUGGGCCCAGUGAAUAGUCCAAGAGCACCCUAUGUUGUGGCAUAGCUAUAAUGUGCAACUGAAGCUAAGUGGGUUUGGACCUGACCAGUGCCUAGAUGGGAGGCCACCAGGAAGCCACAGGUAAGCAGGUCUGAACUUCCCAAGGAAGAGGAGGUUAUAUGUGUGAGGUGUUUUGUUUUUAAUGUUGGUACAAAUCUUCGUAUGAAUGCAGUGAUUCCAGUAAGUAAUUCUGGUUCUGGCCAGAGUGUUAAAAUCUGGUUUCCAACUAAAGAUGUCACCUGGCAGUUUUUAAAACAGACCAAGAAAUGUUUUUCUUUCUUAAAUUAUUCUGUUGUAAAAUUAAAAUGCAGACUUGCCGUAUGUUUCAACAUUUCCAGGAUGCAACCCAGCUCUAUUUAAAUAUGUUUACUUAUGCUAGUACUCAGAGUUUCCUCAAUAGAAAAUUCAUCUUUCUCUCGUCAGUAUCAUUCUUCUCAAAUAUAACAUUUCAAAUUAUUA